Messenger RNA from Dermacentor andersoni, 2313 nucleotides. RefSeq lists its product as uncharacterized. NCBI's taxonomy places the organism in Eukaryota, Metazoa, Arthropoda, Arachnida, Ixodida, Ixodidae. The record is from RefSeq and is a predicted model, not a curated record.
UAGUGUUACAAACUUUAAUGCUGGAGGUGCUAGCCCGGCUGAUCGCCUGGCAUGCGACUCCAGACGCUGGGUGAUAAUUAUGGCAUACGCAGUUCAUCACAUAUGCGCACAAGUAUCACACGCAGUCAAAGACAAGCUGGGUGAAAAUUACUACUCAUGCACUAUCAGGAAAGCGAGAGCUGAUCAUACUCAUAUUGUACGCCCAAACUUUGCACGAACCUACGUCUCCCAUUUUUUUUUUGAGGGUCGUUUGGCGGUGGCAACUCUUUGCCCAUGAUUUCUCUAGUCUGCCGCUGGUGGUGCAUUUGAACUUUGUCUACUAACACCUUAACUCUCUCUUGCUUGCGCAGCACAUGCUACCUUCAUAAUUUGACAUAAAUGAAUAAUAUCAUUGCGAGCAGAUGAAAAGCACCUCCAGGAAUCAACCAAUGCACUAAAAACGCUCCCCGAAAUCAUGUCCUCCAUGGCCGCGUCACCGAUAGCACCAGUAUUGUCAUAUCUGUGUGCCUUUUCAGCCUUGUAGUUUAUUUCGCGCUAUAGUCAGAAGUGAAUCUUUCUCUCUAUCUCUCUCUCAGGCACUGCUGAAGUUAUCACCGUGACAUGAGCGAGCAAGGUCGCCCUGAGCAGGAGCGUCAGCCCGGGGCUGGUCAGCCGAAUGCCUCGGAGCACUCCCCGGCGUCCGCGGACGGCACGUCCCCGGAGUAUCUCAGCCCUGCACCGACCUUAUCUACGGACUCCUUUGCUACUAACAAGCGUUCCAGAAAACGCGCGUCCUCAAAGGGUUCCUCCGGCCGAUCUCGCAAACGCACUGCACGCAGGAUUCUCGGACUUCUCUCCCAGAACGCGAAGCACCAGGACAAGUCGGCGAGGAACGAGGACAGCUCGAAAAAGGACAUCUCGUCUACGGACUCGGCAGCAAGGAACACCUCGGCCACUAGCCUCUUGGUGAAAGACCUUCCACCAACGGACCUCUCGGCAAAGAAACUCUCAGCUGCGGACAUGACGGAAAAGGACCGAUCCGCAAAUAACCUGUCGGAAAAGAACCUACCUGCACAAAGCCUUUCCGCAAAGGACCUAUCGACAAAGGCCGGCACGACAGUGGUUCAGCACCUCUUGCCAAAGAAGACCUUUUCUAAGGACGUCGCGACAAAGGACCAGUCGACAAAGGACCUCGCGGCGAAGGAGAGAACGGCGAAAAACGCUUCAGCUGAUGAUCUUUCGCCUCAGGAAAGCUCGGAAAACAGGGGCUCAAUUCAACAUGUCUUGAGAAAGCAUCUGACGACAAAAGAGCCUUUGCCAAAGGACUUGUCGAUGAAGGACCUGCCGGUGAAGGGAUGCGCGGUAGAUCGCCUUCCGGCACAGGAUAAGUUCGCAGAGGAGGCCUUGGCUAGGGACAUUACGACGGCAGCGCAACUGGCGGCAAACGAUAUGUCGGAGUGGGUCCAUGGGCAUAGCAAUAAUGAUGCACCAGGAAAUGCUGCCAGCAACGCUCCGCAAGGGCAACCCCACGUGACCCCAGAGCAGCGUCACUGCCAGGCGGCGCUGUCAUUCUCUUCCCCGAGCUCUACGUCACCGCGGGACUCGGCCUCACCGCUGAGCGCAGCGGUCGGCUCCGCUUCGAGCUCGUCGCCGGAUACCAACCCACUAGCUGACCAGUUGGCGUUGAGCGUCCUCAAGGGCCGAGGGCUUCCGCUGGACCCGAGCCAGCUGCCCCUCAGCCCCAUGCUGGAGCGAGAGCCCCCGCGCAAGAACCGACGCGUGUCCAUCGUCCUGCAACCCAUCGUCGACAUCAUCUCGCCGCGGUACCGAUCGUCGGACUCGCCGGCUGACUGGCAUCCUCCCGAGUCCGUCGGCCGUCGUGCCGCCGCCGCGGCUGGCCGGACGUCCGACGACGUCUUCGACGAGAAGCGAGUGCACGUGUACCGGCCCGCGCUCAAGGUGCGCCAGCGUGCGGUGGCCGAGCCGCAGCACCAGGAGUCUCCGCACCUGGAGUCUCCGCACCAGGAGUCUCCGCACCUGGAGUCUCCGCACCUGGAGACGGGAGAAGACUUCGACGAGUGUCCUCUUCCGGACAUUCUUCCGGUACUGUACGAGCCGACGACUCCCAGCAGGGAGCAAUCUCAAGGUGUCCUCAAUGCCGCAGGUGAGGCUUUGAGCCUGUCGUCGGAGCCACCGCAUUGGUCUUCCCUCGAUGACGUCGACGUGCGGCUCAGCCGAGGCCCGUCGCGCGGGAGGCGUGCUUCGUGCAUUCGUCAUCCGGGGCAGCCACAUCGCCGGGGAUCGCGUGUCAGCCUGACAGAUGUAAAUCGAUGA